AUGAUACAAAGGAAUACAAAGAUCCCUUUAUAUCAUUAUAAUUUUAUUAUCUGUGCAUGUGGUUCAUUGCUCUAUGAUUUUAAAAGUAAUGUAUGUGUACGGCAGAAUAAUGUCAAAUAUGUCAAGAAAAUGUUAAAGGGGAGACCCCUUUGAUUUGUUAUUAAUAACAAACAAUACUUUUAUACUGUAGUGAGAUGUCUGACUUUAAUCAAGAUCAGGACUGCCCUGUGUGUUUACAAAAAUGUCAUCAUCCAACACAGCUUCCUUGCGGUCAUAUUUUUUGUUUUCUCUGUGUUAAGGGUAUAGCAAUACAAAGUAAAAAGUGCGCCAUGUGCCGUACUGAUAUCCCAUCAGAUUACCUUGACCACCCAGUGUUACUGGAGAAUCCGUCUACACUACUUGAAAACACACAAUCUGACAAUGAACAGUAUCAGUGGUAUUAUGAAGGCAGAAAUGGUUGGUGGAAAUAUGAUGAACGCAGUAAUAUUGAAUUAGAAGCAGCUUUCAACAAUGGAGAAAUGGAGUGUACUCUUCUUAUAGCUGGUGCAUUAUAUAAUAUUGAUUUUCAAAAUAUGAUUCAAAUACGACGCAAUGAUCCUACAAGACGUCGGCUUGUACGUCGUGAUCAAUCAACACUACAGGCUAAAGGAAUAGCUGGUAUAAAACAUGUUGACAGUAACAAAAUCCCACAAACUAAAAGUAGUAGUGAUAAUGAUGUCAAUGAAAUAGAAAAUGAAGUUAUUGAAGUCUCUGAUAAUGAAGAUGUAACCUCUUCUCAUCAUGAGGAAUCCAGUGAUAUAAUUCACAGAUUUAGUAUGAUAAACUUACAUGAUGAUGAGAGAGAUUCUCCUUCAAACAAUUCUUCAACUGAAGAUACAUGAUGGUAAAUUAUAAUCAGCCUACAAUAACUCCGAAAAUAUAAAAAUUGGCAUCACAAUGUUUUAUUAGGUUAUCAAUUUAUAAGUUAGACACCUUGUUAAAUAAUUACAGAGUUGUUGUCUUGUUAAAUAAUUAAAGGAAUGUACAGAU
Achroia grisella is the source of this 1029-nucleotide messenger RNA. It is a transcript of the gene Rnf146, whose product is annotated as E3 ubiquitin-protein ligase rnf146. Gene Ontology annotation, biological process: ubiquitin-dependent protein catabolic process; Wnt signaling pathway. The record is from RefSeq and is a predicted model, not a curated record. Gene Ontology annotation, cellular component: cytoplasm; nucleus. NCBI's taxonomy places the organism in Eukaryota, Metazoa, Arthropoda, Insecta, Lepidoptera, Pyralidae. The coding region runs from base 195 to 881 and encodes 228 amino acids. The transcript has 6 exons. Gene Ontology annotation, molecular function: poly-ADP-D-ribose binding; zinc ion binding; ubiquitin protein ligase activity.